CAUCAACGCUGAUGAGAUAUUAUCAUAGUGUUGAAAAUAAUAUCUUUUCGCUGAGAAAGGCUAAAGUGUAGAAAUUCAGUCUAGUGGCUGCUAUAUUGACAAGUACACCAAUAUUGUUUGGUUUGGUAUACGAUACUUUCAGCUAACCUGUCUGAAACCUGAUGUGUGUGUAUAACAGGUUCACAGGUUAAAUAUAGUACAGGACAGCAUAUCAUGUCAGUGAUGCGACUUCAUAUGCUUCAGUCAGUGAUGUCUCUCUCUCUCACUUCUGAUAUCAGGGUUAUUCAUUUGCAGGUGGUUUUACAUACAAGUGAGGGGGAAAAUUUGGAACUCACUGAUGAGAUGACAGUUUAUUAACCCCAUCAGGGGCAUUUGAAGUGACACGAGCAUACAAAUAAUACAAGGCUCCCCCCCAGGUUCCACUCCUGCCUGCCAAGAGCAGGAAUCUGAGGCUACAGUGGACACAGGCUCACUGAGACUGCACAGUUAAACACUGGCAAAUGUUGCUUGGUCUUUUUUUAUACUACAGUGUUACAUACUGAUCAUAAUGCAAGCAUAUGAACUACAAAUGCUUCUGUUAUUCUACUUAAUAACACAAUAACAAUAAAAGUAUUGGUUUACUUGGAAAAUUAAAAUGUGGCAUGUUUUGUUUUAUUGCUAUUUGCUCCUAUUAAAAUGUUAAUAGUAAUAUUAUAUAUUUAUAUUUAGCAUUUUGUCUGCAUAAUACAUUAUGUACAUGCAUAAAAGUCUCUUAAAGCUAGUUUAUAUCAUUAUUAUUAUUAUUAUUAUUAUUAUUAUUAUUACAUUCAUACAAGUCUCUUAUAGAGCUUGUUAUUAUUUAGUUAGUUAGUUAGUGUAUGGAACGAAAGACAAAUGAGCACGUGAAAGGGGCGGGGCUUGCAACACCUUUCUCAUUCCCACAGUGUUCAUUACGAUUCAUUCUUCGGUUCUUUCUUUCUUUAUCAUCUUCGCACUUAAGUGAAUCGAACUAGGCGAGUCUCGAUUCAUUUGACUCACCUUUAAAGAACCUAUACACUACCUCACUUUCACGAUUUCAUACUGUAUAAUUAUCUACAGAAUAACUAAUUUUAAGGAUAAGAAGGGUUUUUGUGUAUGUGUGUGUCAGAUAAAAUCAAACUAAUAUAACAAACAACAGACAAAUGAAAAUUACGUAAAAGAUCCGUUAUCCUGCUUGCGAGGCGACUCGCUCGUGCGACUCACUUGAAAAGAGUCGCUUAAAGUGAACCGAUACAGUCGAGCAGAGCUUAUCUGGCUCACUGAUCUGUCCUUGCCUGCUGAAAAUCCUGAGUAUUUUUGACCUGGCGGUUUUUAGUUAGACGUCGUUUCUCUUGGAGUUUUAUCGUCAUAAAGUAGCUUAAAAUCAUUACUUUGGUGUAUUUUUUAUCCUGAACCCUGCUGUUGUUCUUUCUUUAGUUUAACACAAACUUUUCAGCAUCAAUGUCUCAUUGUCUAGUGGCCAGUCUUGCACUUCUGCUUGUGUGCAGCUUAACAGGCACCGAUUGUCUUCUAGUCAUCUGGCCCAGUGGAUCUACGUUGGUUAAUGCUUUUGUGGGCACCAACUUGACACUUGGCAUUUCAUAUAGAGGAGUCACCGAGCCUCUAGUAACGUGGCUGAAUGGGACCCUGAUUCUGGCGACAUGGACCAUAGGCCUCAACACUCCUCCUCCUGACAUCGCCCCAGCAUACAGCAGUGUCUUAUCCAUGGAUCAGACCGGAUCUCUGGUCUUCCAGAACGUUCCAGCCAGCUACAGUGGCACAUACACGGCGCAAAUGGUGAAGCCAGGGGCUCAUGAGGCCUCAGUCAACUUUACACUAUUGGUGUACAACAUCAUCACAGAUGUUUCUGUGGUCGCAGUCUCACAGGACUUUGUAGAGGGAGGAGCGCCAUUCACUCUCUCUUACAGCUCGAUGCAAGGACCGGUCAUGACUUCAGCGUGGUACUUUAAAGGCUUGGAGGUGGUGAACAGCUCUCGGUACCUGAUAACUCAGAAGAGUCUGACCAUAAAUCAGCCAAACCGCAAUGACACAGGGCUCUACAGUGUGGUGCUCUCAAAUCCAUUCAGUAAUGUGACACAGAGCAAGAACAUCACAGUGCUAUAUGGACCAGAACAACCGGUUUUGGAGGUCAGUCCCACAAAAGCAACCUUUGUUUCCGGAGAGACUGUCUCUCUGUCAUGCCGAGCUGAAGGUGAACCGCCUCCCUCGGCCUCAUGGGUGUUUAAUGGACAGUCGCUGCCAACCUCCAAUGGCACACUGCAACUCACCCAUGUUCAGACGAGCCAGAGCGGUGUAUACAAGUGUGUUCUGGUUAACAGCAGGACCAACAUGCGCCUUACGAGGAAUGUCACCAUAAACAUCCAGGGCCUUAGCAGUUCAGCCAUUGCUGGUAUAGCUGCUGGAGUCCCGUGCUUUAUCCUCCUGCUGCUACUCUUCGCAGGCCUCAUCCUCCUCUGUUACUACUGCUAUAAAAAGAAAGGCAAGGGACAUCACUACUCAUCCAUCCAUCUUGCCAUUUUAACUACAAAUUCUUUUUUUUUUUUUUCAGAACGAAAUCCCAGAUAUCCUGUCGCAAGAGCCACGAAGAAAGCUGUUAUCAGUCAGCCUGAUCUGACCAAACCUCACCACCUGCUGACCAGAGGCCUUAAACAGCCUCCAGCCUACAAUCACCACCGUCACCAGGCUCCGAGUGAACGUUCAAGCUCACUGCCGUUAGCGAUUCCCCCUGUCAGAAUGGCCACUACUGUGUAAUACACCCUUGACUCGAUGACCAAUAAUAUUUCUUUGUGUCCUAAAGACAUUUGAUAAGAGGCCUGGCAUUGUUCAGAUCUACCUCACACGCUAUCCAUCAACAGCCAAAGCUUUAAUAAUUUCCUACUUUAUUAAUUGUAAUUUAGAGAAAUUACCUUAAAUGUAGGAACAAAUAACUGUUCAACAUUUCAACACGCUGACCAUUAACACAAAAAACACACUCCUAACAUUCAUUUGCGGCUCUGAAACUUUCUCCUUUUAAGCCACAGACCGUGAAUGACCCGAUAAACACACAAAAAAAUAUUUAAUAUGCACUUUUACCUUGUGAAUUGAUGUAUUUUUAUUAAGUUAUUUUUUAUUUGUACAUACUCUAAAUAAAAUACAUAUAUAAAUUAA
Molecule: messenger RNA, 3165 nt
Organism: Pangasianodon hypophthalmus (striped catfish)
Lineage: Eukaryota; Metazoa; Chordata; Actinopteri; Siluriformes; Pangasiidae
Gene: vsig10l
Product: V-set and immunoglobulin domain containing 10 like
Exons: 8
Coding region: 1459-2769 (436 amino acids)
Source: RefSeq, a predicted model, not a curated record